AUGAAGACUCAGGGCCAAUCUUCCACCUUGACACCAAAAUUAAUCAUAACUAUCGAUGAUGAUGAAGAUGACGACAAGCCAGAGCUGCACCAUCAUGGCAAAGAGAAGGAAAUGGACGAACCUAGCGUGGAACUCAUCUCAGAUAUCCAAGGACCUCAACAGAUGGGAUCAUCAUCUUCCAAUCAUGUCUAUGAUUACAUACACGGGUACAGGGUGAAGACAGAAUUCGCCCCUCUGCUCAGAGCCAUCUUCGACAAAUAUGGCAACAUCACUAGUGGUGCAGAUGUCAAUUCGACGGACUUUGUCUCCGCCUGCCUGGAACGAAUCUGCCAGAUCUACCAAAGGCUAGAGCAGGCCAAGUUCGUUGAUCUCACGCCUGCAGAGCUUCAAGGCAUGAUCUCUGAACUCCGCCUUUUGGAGAGCCAUAAGCUGAGCGUGGGAUGGAUUCUUGAUAGGGUGGAGUAUAUAGCUCAGACAAAGAACAGUUUCAAAGAUUGCCAGCCUUAUGAGGCUAGAUCUGAUGCAUUGAUCAGGCGAUUAGAGAAGGAUUUGGAAGCGUACGAAAGAGAAGUUUGUUUGCUGCAGCAGAAAAUCUUAUCAACCAAAGCAGAAUUGUUGAUGCACAAGGCCACAUAUAAUCAAACAAAGGUGGUGUUCACAUGA
This is a messenger RNA of Salvia hispanica, 663 nucleotides long. RefSeq lists its product as uncharacterized. The record is from RefSeq and is a predicted model, not a curated record. Lineage: Eukaryota; Viridiplantae; Streptophyta; Magnoliopsida; Lamiales; Lamiaceae.